ACUGCGUGUUGUAAACAGUGAGAUCUCCAUUUUGUGUGUUUUUCCUAGAGGUUAGCGCUUACUUUCCUUUUGGCUGUGAACGACACUGCUAAUUCCGUGAUUUUCGGAUGCAAUUUUAUACCUAACACAUUGGAUUGGAGGAUCCGAUUGACUUGCUUAUUCGUGUCCUGCUACGAUUCGCAAGGAGAACGCAAUCAGAUGUUUUCGUGUUUCUAGCCCAUUUGCGAGCAAAAUAACACCAAAACAAGAACAACAAUGUCAGACGAUGCAUGGAGUCACAUCCAGCUACCAAACGCCUGAGGGGAUAGUAAGAUGGGUCAAGGAGGAGUGAAGAAGAGCAGGAGUAACAAAAACAACAGAGUUAGGCGCCGUCUGAUAGAAAACCCCUCAGAGGGAACCCUUCUCACCGAAGCUCCCGGCAGUGCCAUGUCCGUUGCCUUGGCAACCACCAUCGCGCCUUGUUCCUUCCAUCCAGCCAACUGAUGCAACCAGGUGACGUGCCCAGCGGACUCAGUGACAGACCUCACCUCAGCCUCCGUCACUGCCACCGCUCCGUGGGCCUCUACCUGGAAUACCCAGAGCCUCCCACCACAAAGGUUAGUACAAAGGACCAGAGAGCCCAGACCCAGCAGACUAACACGUCCCUGGGAAUCUGACUCUUCACCCUUGGGGAGACCUACUCCUGCCUGAAAAACAGCAUCGCUGACGUCCACCGCUCCACACCCAGCAUGGACUCCCUGAUCGGGGACUCAGACCCCAACCUGUUCCCCAUGUCCAUGAAGACGGAGACAGCCUUCUCCCGGGACCAGGACCUUAUGGAUAUGGAUCAGGAAGGGUACAUUGGAAAAGACCAGAAACUGUUCAGUGACAACACUCUGGAUCUCCUCCAGGACUUUGAGUUGACAGGCUCCCCUUCAGACUUUUACGUAGGGGACGAAGCCUUCCUCUCCUCCCUGGCUGAUGACGCUCUCCUGGGGGAUGAAAGCCAGGAUCGUGGCGUCUCCAACUCCACCUCCAAGCCAGCUGCUACUAUGACCAAUAGUGGUGGUUUUAGCGGUUCCAACACCACCACAUUGAAUGGUAGCAGUCUACUAGCAUGUCAGGAUGAAUCCAACUCCAGCACCUCUACGACGACCACCGGCACUUUUCCCAUGGUGAAGGAAGCUGGCUUCAUCCAGCUGUGUACUCCAGGGGUGAUCAAACAGGAGAAGACGUCGGCCAUGCGUAGCUACUCCUGCCAGAUGAGUGGUAGUACCGGCGGCUCCACUUCCUCCUCUCCCUCCGAGCUGUCCAGCGCCAGCCCCAGCCCCAUCCCCAUCUCCAUCUGUGGGGUGAGCACCUCUGGAGGACAGAGCUACCACUUUGGAGGCAACAGCAGCAUCAACACCCCCUUGGCUUCCACUACCAGUGGAGCUUCUCAGCAGAAGGACCAGAAGCCCUCUGUGUUCAGCCUGUAUCCUCCGCUGGUGACAGUAGGAGAGGCCUGGAACAACAUUAGCUAUGGGGAUGGAGCUUCUGGAAUGCAAGGUCUCUCCAGCCCUACCUCCUCUUUCUCCAGCAACUAUGCCAGGGCGUCUGGCUGUCACUACGGGGUGCUCACUGCGGAAGCUGCCAAGGUGUUCUUCAAGAGAGCCGUGGAAGGGCAACACAACUACCUGUGUGCUGGGAGGAACGACUGCAUCAUCGAUAAGAUCAGAAGGAAGAACUGUCCAGCCUGCCGCUUCCGCAAGUGUCUCAUGGCAGGGAUGAACCUGGAAGCUCGUAAAACCAAGAAGCUGAACCGUUUAAAGGGGGUGCAGCAGCCCACCAUGGCCGAGCUGACCCCCCGUCCUCUCCCAGAGGCCAGGUCGCUGGUCCCCAAGUCCAUGCCACAGCUCACCCCCACCAUGCUGUCUCUACUAAAGGCCAUCGAGCCAGACACCAUCUACUCUGGCUACGACGGCACCCUGCCAGACACCUCCACACGCAUCAUGACCACCCUCAACAGGCUGGGGGGACGACAGGUGGUAUCAGCCGUCAAGUGGGCCAAGGCCCUGCCAGGGUUCCGGGACCUUCACCUGGACGACCAGAUGACUCUGCUGCAGUGUUCCUGGUUGUUCCUCAUGUCCUUCGGCCUGGGCUGGAGGUCCUACCAACAGUGUGACGGGAACAUGCUCUGCUUCGCUCCAGACCUCGUCAUCAACCAGGACCGUAUGAAGCUGCCCUACAUGGCAGACCAGUGUGAACAGAUGUUGAAGAUCUCCAGUGAGUUCGUCAGACUGCAGGUGUCUCAUGACGAGUAUCUGUGUAUGAAGGUGCUGCUGCUGCUGAGCACCGUGCCAAAGGAUGGUCUGAAGAGUCAGGCAGUGUUUGAUGAGAUCAGGAUGUCCUACAUCAAGGAGUUGGGGAAGGCCAUCGUCAAGAGGGAGGAAAACUCCAGCCAGAACUGGCAACGCUUCUACCAGCUCACCAAGCUUCUUGACUCCAUGCACGAGAUGGUUGGUGGGCUGCUGGACUUCUGCUUCUACACGUUCGUCAACAAGUCUCUGUCGGUGGAGUUCCCAGAGAUGUUAGCAGAGAUCAUCAGCAACCAGUUACCAAAAUUCAAAGCCGGGAGCGUCAAACCCCUCCUCUUCCACCAGAAAUGACUGUGUGGUGCCACCGCCACUGGCCGUGUCCACCACCGAGACACAAUGCCUUAAAAUCCCCUCACCUGCCCCUGACCGAGGGAGACAGGGAAGAAGAGAGGCUGUUUUGGGAGAAAUUAUACAAUGUACAGGGGUUUGCUGAUUUGGGGAUGAAACAAGCGCCAUCGAGGAGGAAGGAGAGAUUUGUCAAGAGGCAGAAGACGAGACGGAGAGAGCAGAGGAUUUUUGUUUUGUUUAACAUCAAUGGUCUAUGAUCCAGUUAAUAGAAUAAAUGUUUUCAUAAGUUUAAGUAUAAUCAAGGAUUGAACUUAACUAACCCUUUGUGUUUUCUCAGGUGUAUGACCCGCAGAACUUAACAAUAUCUAGAUUAAAUAAGUAUCUAUGUACAGAUUAUUAAGAUGUCUACGUUUCUGCUGCCACAUAAUAUACAGUUUAUUAUACAGGUCAUUUCUUACCUCAGCAAAGGUAACACUAUAACUGUCUUGUACUGUUAUUCAACAGGUUAACCCACUGUGUAUUCCUCUACCUGCUGUUGUUUUUAGGUAGUUGUUGAUUAUCGAAUCACAUGACGUUUUGUUUUCUUCAUAACUGUCAUUUUCCAAAGCAUGUUGCAUUGCUUUUUUUUUUUUAAUUUUAAGUCGGGCCUAACAUGAUGAAAUUGUUUUAUACAAUGAAAGCAUACAGUACACAGUUCACAGUUCUAUCUUUGUCUACAUUAAGCUACCUACUGGCUGCCAGGUUUACACACACCGUCGAUCAGAAAAGGGGGGGGAAAAGUGCCUUUUUAGCUUGAAGUCUGAUUUUAGCCAAUCUCUCUCUUGACUGUCCGAGGAUAGAUAUUCUUCUUUCACCAUCAUGGUUGACCCUCAGUGUAUGUGAUUGUUUUGUUUCUAUUACAUGCAGUUGCAGUCAGUUUUCCUUUUUAAAAUGGCUGCCGUGUUAGUCUGUUGCAGCUCAGUUAUGGCUCCUCAGUGUAAACAAUAACAAUAAGAUCAGUAGAUUUAAACAAUACUCCCAAUCUGCAUACAGUAUUCACCUGAUCUCUUGUACACGUCUCAUUUUUAAAUAGUAUUUUAGUACAAUGACACCCCUACCAUUAUGAGAUAAUGUGAAAGUACAUAGUAAAGAACAUGGCUUUAACUAUUGGAUGUUUGUAAAAGGAAGCUAUUAAUUGUCACCUUUUGAACUUAUUUUUGUCAGCAAAAGUACUUUUGUCCAUCGAUGAACUAAUACCAUCUUCCUGUUGCUUUUGUUUUAACUGUUGUUUUACUAGUUGUUUUUUUGCCCAUUUGUCAUUAUUGGAAUGUGCCGGAGAGAGCGAUGCGUCAGCCAAUCAAAAAUGGAGAGUGCAGAUUCCACUUUUUUUGUGUGUGUAUCGACAGCCCCAAAACCAGAAGAGCUGGUUGCUAUGGUUUCCACUCAGAUUUGAUGGGAAAAUGGCUGUUCUUGAAUUUAGUUCUACAGUAGUUCUUGGUCUCUUAAGSAAAAUAUAAAUAGUAACAGUCCCAAGUCAGAGGGCCCAGUGUUGACCCUCUAUAUGCUGGUUUCUGUAUGAACACACUGGUGUUUGAAUGGAUAGUAGAGUGGUGUGUGUGAAUGAAACAUGGGUAACUUGUCAUUAUUAAUCCUUAUAGCGCUUACAUUCUGGCAACAGUGAAAUAUCACUGACAUAUCAGACAAUUUGACAAUUUGAUGAGAUGAAAACCAGCAAUACACAGGGGGUUCUGGAGAACUGACACUGAUGGACCCUGGUCUAGGACAACCUCCCACUGCUGCUCACACAACAACCCCUUACCCACCGAGGCAUCUUGCUUACAACAUCUCAGCUCUUAUUGUUCCUCUCUSUGUGUGUGUGUGUGUGUGUGUGUGUGUGUGUGUGUGUGUGUGUGUGUGUGUGUGUGUGUGUGUGUGUGUGUGUGACACAAGAAGUUGUCCAGUAAAGCACUUAGUACUAACAUCCUUCUCUGUCAUCUGGUUUCUCACUCAAACUGUGAGCACGUCACAAAUGACUCCCUGUUCCCUUUGUAGUGUGUUACUUUUGACCAGGGCAAGGCUCUGGUCCAAAGUAGUGCACAGAAUUGGGAAUAGGGUGCUAUUUUAGACAUAGUCUGUAGCUUAAUGGAUGAGGAGGGGAAGAGACAUAAACCAGGAGACAUUUGGCCCGGCAACAGAGGACUGGGGUUUCCCACCCCAUGCUCUAAGGGGAAAUAGUUUUCUUCUAAAAACAUGUUUUCAUUGUAAUGUAAUUGUAUGGUGUUGUCACAUUCCGUACAUUUGAGGAGAAUUUGUGAGAAUUGUUAACCCGAGACCUGAAGCCAUUUUUGAAAAGGUGGGAUGUGUUCUAACUUACCUAACCUGCAUAAAAAAAUGCAAUGCUAGUUAUUUGUUUGCUGUCAUUGGUCUAUUUACAUGUUGGAAAACUGACAUCUCUUAUUUUCUGAUUUUCAUACACUAUGCCAACAUCUAAUAAGAAGCUAUACAUUAGUGAUUUUUAAGAACAACUAUACCAUACUCAGGUUGUUGUCAUUGGUUAAAAGUGUAUGUGGUCAUCUUAUGUUCACUGAUGGAACUGUUUAAAACCAAAAACUUGUACGUUUUGAUUCCCAGAGUGAGUUUUUCUGACAAUUUAAGUUGGGUUAAAUAAAAGCUCACCUGUCCGUUCAGGUACGUUACUUUCAUGCAUACUGGACACGCCAAAGUCAUUUGAUUUUUCUCACUACUUGAUUAACCAUUGUUAACUUCCCAGUCUAUCCUAAAGGAAAACAUUUAUUUUCAAAAGUAGUUCAAUAAAAUUUGAAAAUGAAUUCUCCCCAUCUAAACUGCUUGUGGAUUUCCUAUGGGUUACUUUCACAUUCAGUGUGGCUAUAAAUCAUUCUCUGCUGUUGCCUUUCAUAUAACUGGUAUGAAACCACAAACUACUCACCUCCCCUUAUCCCAAAAUGUAUUGGUCUCUGUGGAAUUGUAUUAUGCAGUAAAAAAAAAUCAAGAAAAUCUGAAAAUAUGCAAAUAUAAAUGACAAAUACCUGAGUUACAUGUGUUGCUCUAAACAGAGAUUAUAGACAUGUAUUGUCAUUUUCUUUUUUUCUUCUCCAAUAUAAGCUAUUUUAGACAGAAAAUGUUCACUUUAGUGAAUGAACUCUGCAGGACAGAUUUUCAGGAAAACUUUCAAGUGUCAAUAUAUACCAUUUUAUUUAGAUAACACAGUUCCAGUAUAUUACAUUUUAUACCGGGUGGCCAAAGCAAAUCCAGACUCAAAGUUUCCCUGUAGUUUUAGUAGCUCUUGGAACGACAGACGUACAGGACAGUCAUAUAACACAUUUUAUAUUUCUUUUUGUGUGGCUUUGGUCAAAUGUUGUGUGCUAAUAUUAUGAAUAUAGUCGUCAGUCAAAAAACUUCACACAAACUGUUUGUGAACGUAAUCAACCAGCUUGAACCUGACAAUUUGCACUACCCCAAAUAUUAUUUUGAAAUUCUAUUUUGUAUAAAACAGACGUUAACUUUUGAAACGUAUUAUCAAGGGCAGAAUGAAGAUGAUGAUUCACUGGUAUAUGCUUUUCUUUGAAGAUGACUUGUUUAGCUUAUACACUAUUUUAAUUAUGUACAUAUAACCCAAUGUAAAGAAAAACAAUGUGUUGUAUUUCUCCCACAAAUAAUAGUAGUUUUCUAUAUCCUCUGCAUUAUUGCUCAUCUGUAGUAGGUCAUCUUGAUGCUUUUCCUUCCAUUAAAUGUUGAACUACGUCUUCGUUGUGUGUGGUACCUUUUCAAAACAAGAAAUUGUAUGCAGAUUGAUCAUGUUAACUCACUUUAUCUGAACAAUGAAAAAUGUCACCUUGUUGUCAGAUAUACUUUUAAAAAUCACAUUAUUACAAUAAGCACUGGUUCAUCCAAUAAAGAGGCUUUUCCUUUCUG
This is a messenger RNA of Salvelinus sp. IW2-2015, 6536 nucleotides long. RefSeq names its product glucocorticoid receptor-like. Gene Ontology annotation, biological process: regulation of transcription by RNA polymerase II; nuclear receptor-mediated steroid hormone signaling pathway. Gene Ontology annotation, cellular component: chromatin; nucleus. Gene Ontology annotation, molecular function: zinc ion binding; estrogen response element binding; nuclear receptor activity. The record is from RefSeq and is a predicted model, not a curated record. NCBI's taxonomy places the organism in Eukaryota, Metazoa, Chordata, Actinopteri, Salmoniformes, Salmonidae.